UUCAGGUAAAAUAAUCAAAAUGGCGGAAAUGACAUUCGCUAACAUGUCCACGGACAGUGGACUGUCGGAAGUGGUAACGCAUCAUCUAAAGGGAAUCGGGAGAAUGUUCUACAUACACUCACCGAAGGAACAACUGUACCAGAAACCAGAAGACGUACCAAAUUUCUUUAGACAGUCGUACCCAUACUUCUUAAUAUUUAUGAUAAUUGAACACAUAGUGUUGAGAUUGGAAGGCAAGAAAGGCAUUCGUCUUAACGAUGGUAUAACCAGCAUAUCGCAUGGAAUAAUACAAGAAUGCGGAAGAUUAAUAUGGCGUGGAGCUGAAUCAUACUUAUAUACAUGGAUAUACGCACACUAUCGAAUAGUUGAACUGCCAUGGGAUAAUGUUUUAACGUGGUAUGCUGCAGCUCUCGGCGUCGACUUUUGCUACUAUUGGAUGCACAGAGCGUGUCAUGAGGUCCAUAUAUUGUGGGCACAACAUCAAGUCCAUCACACAUCUGAAGACUUCAACAUGGGCGUUGGAAUUCGGCAGUCUAUUCUACAGGGAUGGUGCGGAUUUAUCUUCUAUCUUCCAUUGGCGUUGGCGAUACCGCCCGCCCAGUUCAUAAUGCACCACCAGUUCAGCUACCUGUACAUGUUCUGGAUCCACACGGAAUCUAUCAAAAGUCUGGGGCCAUUAGAAUACAUCCUUAACACGCCAAGCCAUCAUAGAGUCCAUCAUGGUAGCAACAAAUACUGCCUAGACGUCAAUUACGGCGGAGUUCUCAUCAUAUGGGACAGAUUAUUCGGAACCUUCAAGCCCGAGAUUGACAAGCUUGAAAUCGUAUACGGUCUUAUAUACAACCAGCCGUCUUUCAACCCAAUGUACUUACAAAUGUUUUACACCGGUUACGUGAUAGAGAAGUUCCGUCGAUUUGAGUCGUGGGGAGAGAAGAUCAAAGCAGUCGUUUGGGGUCCCAGUUGGGAGCCGGGCGCUCCGAGACUUGGAGAUGAAACUAUGAAGGUUGAUGUUGAGAAUAGAGAGAAAUACGAUGUCCUUCUGCCUGGGUGGUGCAGUCUCUACAUUGUAUUGCAUUACUCUGUGAUACUGUACGGUUUCUUCGAAUUGGCUUCAAAGUACAUGGGAAUGACGCCGCUGUCUGUGAUAAUCUUCGUGACCUACGUCAUAGCGUCCCUAACCAUAAUCGGGAUGAUUCUAGACAAUUCCAAAUACGCCCCUAUGCUAGAGGUAUUAAGGUGUUCAGCGCUAGCUUUCCUCACCAGAAGCCUAGCAACGACUCCACUUAUCACAGCCCUUCAAGUAUUCUACGUAACGUCAGCCAUGUUCUGGUGCCUCCAUACAUUAAAACUUCUAGAAAUCAAAAAGAAAGUUGAUUAGUUCAUAAUAUUUAAACCAAAAGCAUCGACUUUGACAACUGACACCAAUCUCGGAAAGGAAUUUUAUAAAAAUGUUUACAGAGAUAAUUAUUAUAUAAUAUAAUAUAAUAAUAUUUGUAAAAAUAAUAAAACAAUGGAAGUUCAAUGUCAGCUUAAAAUAUUUAGUUUUAUUGUUAUAAUUCAUGAAUGAGUGACAAAUGCAAUAAUUUUAGAUUGUAAAUUACUUAUGUUAAAUUAUCGUUACUUGUCAAAGUUAAUCCUUCGAUUUCAUCUAAUGAAAAUAAUAAAGUCUUACACUAGUUUUAUAAAUUAAUAAUAUUUCUCAUGUGCCAAAUGAUUAAAGAAAUUUUUUACAUUGUAAUAUUGUUAUUUUUAAGUAACUGCCAAAUAUGUACAUAACUAUAUAAUAGCUAGGAUAAAUACGUUAAUGUAACUAGUCGAAUAUCUUGUUUCUAAUUGUUGAACUAUGUAGUGUGGUUUUACGUGUGUUAAUAAAAAUGUAAGUUUAAAAAUGG
Molecule: messenger RNA, 1892 nt
Organism: Melitaea cinxia (Glanville fritillary)
Lineage: Eukaryota; Metazoa; Arthropoda; Insecta; Lepidoptera; Nymphalidae
Product: alkylglycerol monooxygenase-like
Exons: 9
Coding region: 20-1378 (452 amino acids)
Biological process (GO): lipid biosynthetic process
Cellular component (GO): endoplasmic reticulum
Molecular function (GO): oxidoreductase activity; iron ion binding
Source: RefSeq, a predicted model, not a curated record